Molecule: messenger RNA, 1776 nt
Organism: Gadus chalcogrammus (walleye pollock)
Lineage: Eukaryota; Metazoa; Chordata; Actinopteri; Gadiformes; Gadidae
Product: high affinity copper uptake protein 1-like
Exons: 5
Coding region: 235-837 (200 amino acids)
Biological process (GO): copper ion transmembrane transport
Cellular component (GO): membrane
Molecular function (GO): copper ion transmembrane transporter activity
Source: RefSeq, a predicted model, not a curated record
CGCUGAUUGGCCAGGACCGCCUUGCCUGCAGCUUGAGUGUCGGCGUCACAAGACCCCCUCUAGUCCGCUCUCUUAUACAACAGAAAGAUAUCUGCUAAUAAAGUUAUUACAUUUAACAUUGCAAAGUUAUCAUUCAAGGAGAAAUCUAAACCAGCCGUGACAAAUUGCCUCAUUCUUCUCUCAUCGCCAAACUCUUGAUUCACGGGUUUUAUUUUCCAGCCCCUCCCCCAUGCAAUGGACCACGCACACCACAGCGGAAUGAACCACAGCAGCAUGGCGAUGGAUCACAGUGGGAUGGACCACAGUGGGAUGGACCACAGCGCCAUGGACCACAGCGCCAUGGACCACAGCAAGAUGGACCACAGCACCGGGAAGAUGGGUCACCAUAUGAUGGCGAUGACCUUCAACUUCGAAUACACCAACGUGGAGCUCCUCUUCUCCGGAUUGGUCAUCAACUCAGCAGGAGCGAUGGCGGGGGCCUGCGUGGUUGUGUUCUUAUUGGCUCUGCUGUACGAGGGGCUGAAGAUCGGUCGCGAGGCGUUGCUCCGGCGCAGUCAGGUCAACGUCCGCUACAACUCCAUGCCGGUCCCUGGAGGGGAGGGGACGGUGCUGGUGGAGACCCACAAGACUGUCGGCCAGCGGAUGCUGAGUGUGCCUCACCUGGUCCAGACGCUGCUGCACGUGCUCCAGGUCAGCGUGUCCUACCUGCUCAUGCUGAUCUUCAUGACCUACAACGGCUUCCUGUGCAUCGCCGUGGCCCUCGGCGCGGGAGCCGGAUACUUCCUGUUCAGCUGGCGCAAAGCGGUGGUCGUCGACAUCACGGAGCACUGUCACUAACCCCUGGCUGUCACUAGCGGCUAACUAGCAGCUUGCGGUCAAUAACCGCUAGCUAGCUGUCACUAGAGGUUUUACUAGCUGCUAGGGCAUUUUUAUUUUGUUAAAUUUUUGGUUGAUUUUCUUUUUAAUCGUCUGAUUUUAAAAUUAUAAAAGUAGUUACCUGUGCAAUACCAUCACAGCAGCUAUAGUGUGUUAUAGCUAGCAAGCUAGUUUAAACUACUGUAGGCCUGUUAUGGCUAGCAAGCUGAAAGUAGUUGAACUUGUUAGCUGGUUUAGCAAGAAUCAACCUCUAUGUAGCUGGUAACUGUUAUAGCAGGCUAGUUAGCCUGAUAUGGUUACAUUAACAGUUGGCCAAUCAAAAGAAGUGGGGACAUUGGUUGUCUGUCUGUUUACACCAAUCAGCUAGCAAAUGUAGCCAGCUAGCAUUAGCAUGGCAGCUGAUGAUUUAUAGCAUUUAGUUUGAAGGGACAAUCAUGAACUAAACAUGUGGAGGCUAGUGGAGUAGUAGGUGCUAUUGAUGAAUGAUUUGAUUAACAUUUUACAUUUAUUUUAAACACUAACAUUUAAAUCCACAUAUAUAUAUUGAUGUUAUAAAUGCUGAAGCUUUGCCAUGCUAGUAAUUGAACAAGCUGGCUGCGAUGUUGGUAAUCGAGCUCUGACAUCUUAUUCAGGCCUUAUUCAGGCCUAUUUCAGAGCAGGUACAUUUACAUUUAAAGCUGUCGACAGGUUUGAGGAAUAACAAUCAACCUACACCUUAAAAUGAUUUGCCAAUUUUAGCGCCAAAUCAUGUCAAAUUUAGCCAGAAAAUGGCAAUCUGUGUUUUGCCAACACACACCAUACCAAACUACUAGCAUUUGAUAUCCCUUAGUCGUAGCAAGUUGUUUUUUUCUUUAUUUUCUUAUAGGAUGCAACACUAAAUCGCCUUAAUAUUAAAUAAUA